UUAAUGUGUCUACUUCUUUCAUUUGCAACUAUGGUGCUUACUGCCCCAAUCAGAGCGCGAAGAGAAAAAGGGUUAAGCAAUCUAUAUGAUACACUUGGCACAACUACCGAAAAGGCCAUUCCUGCAAAUACAACAGAAUACCCUACACCUAAGAACGAGCAAGAGUCUGAAGCUGCAAACUCAGUCACAGAAAGGUCUGAGGCUAAAUCUACAGCGAGUUAUGGCAGCAAUGGAUUUACAGAUGCAUUAAAAGGCCUUGACAGUGAUGUGACCAAGAUUCCCAAAGCUGAGGAGAAAUACGCAGCACCAUCGGGGGAUAAAACCAAUGUGGGGUCAAUGGAUCUGAGCAGCGUGCCGGUUCAGGGGAGCAGGGAACAAAGUGGGCCACUCGAGAAACAAAAAGCAAGCGGUGAGGAAGGAGUGAUGGUGGAGGCUCAGGAGGUUGAACAUUUGUCAGGAAAACCAGUUGUUCGUUUGAGUAAAGACAGAGUGACUGGUAGUGUCCAAAAAAAGGCAACACCAGGAAGAGUUCAUGGGUUGAAUGGGAUGCUGGCUCCAGGUCCAGGCAGAGUACCGCUGGAUUGGGAUAGUUUGGAGUACCACAAUGGCAGACCUGCUCCAGUGGGCAUCAGAGGAGAUCCAGACUAUGACGAAACCAGAGAGUUUAUGAGCCAUGAAAUGUAUCCAAUAGUUCCUCCAGAGCAGAGCCCCAGUACCUUCGCUGUUCCAGCAAAGAUCAGAGCCACCGUAUGAUCAGAGAUUCUAUUUCUUCCUAAUAAUGAGUCAGGGGCUGCCAUCUGUUGAGUCAUAGGAGGCAGACUGGCUGUUUCCCAAUUCGGGGGCUUUUUCAUCCAAAUGUAGAUGUUUUUCCUUCUUUUUUUCUUAAAUAAAUAAACAGGUUUAAAAAAACAAAACGUGUUAGACUUACUAGAAACUGGUCAAAACUGCUACAGCAUGAUAUUUGGUUGAAGAUUGUAGUUUACAUUUUAAAUCUAAAUGUACUGAAAAUGUGUCUUUUGUCAGAUCCCUGUAUUUGUUAAC
Trematomus bernacchii (emerald rockcod) is the source of this 1041-nucleotide messenger RNA. RefSeq lists its product as uncharacterized. Bases 4 to 753 code for a protein of 249 amino acids. Lineage: Eukaryota; Metazoa; Chordata; Actinopteri; Perciformes; Nototheniidae. The transcript has 9 exons. The record is from RefSeq and is a predicted model, not a curated record.